GAAAAAUCAAGACAUUUGCUAAACUAGACUCCUUUUGUUUUCAAUCGAUUAGUGUAUACUGCCGGGGAAGCUGCUUCUUCUAAUAUCUUCCUCGGAUUUUCCGUGUAGUAAAACCUGAUCAAUGCUCAUUAUUAUCCGUCUGACGCUAGCUCAACCACCGCCCCCUCUUGCCACGCCACUAUCGGCUGUGAGUCUGUCGCAUCACAGUCCUGGGAGGGGCUCAGGCACCCGCUCUCCACCAUUGGCUGUCGCGGAACAACCACCGACAGCUUUACGGUAGAAAGACGGCUAGGGAGGAUGUUGUCCCGUUGUGCCUUGGAAGAAGAGCUCCAUCUGGGCUCUUCGGCAUACUUGGUUUUCUUCCAACCGUCAUUCUAAACUGGCUUGUAUCACAAACGAUGUUCACCGCUUAUCCACACCGACACAUUGUCCGGACUCUGCGGACGGAGAGGAGCAUGUGAUCGGCUGGAGAAACACCGGCCAGGCGGCAGUGUGGCACCACCUGACACUUUGCUUCGACUUAGAAAAAAAAUCUCAGCGUCGUGUAGUUUGGAUACUUAAGUCUGGACAAUAUGAGCGAGGACGCGUCCGAGGUCCCCAAAGAGCUAAUGGAGGGUGUGAGGGAUGCAGUUGGGAGGAAGGUGAAGCUGUCAAUGAGAAAAAGAGUCAAGCUGGAGAUCAAAGGAGACAAGACGGAGAACCGAGUGUUGGCUCUUGCGUCCCACCGAGUAUACCUCCUCACUGCACGUAUUCCCACCAAGGUUGAACACUGCUUUAACUACUUGGAGAUCCAGGGCAUUGCAUGUAACAAGCCAACGCAGCUGUUUAUAGAAUAUGAGCGGGGCGCCUUCUCAUUGAAGCUACUCUCCACUGAUGAGGUCAAUGAGGUGGUUGCUCAGAUAGGAUUCUGUCUCCUCAAAAUAUGUCCAGGUCUUCCACCUAGUAAAGUGAUGAGGAAGCUCAGCAUGGAUCCUGUAGACAGACUCACCUCGCUGCAGAUGUUGUGGGAAAACAACAAACCUGCUGACCCGGGACCAUGUGGUGGUUUUUCUCAGAUGUACAGGUGUGUUUGUGACUGGCUGUCACUCCCAUACAGAGAAGAAGUUCAAUGGGAUGUGGACACCAUCUAUUUGACGCAAGACACCAGAGAGCUUAACUUGCAGGACUUCAGCCAUUUAGAGAACAGAGACUUGGUGGCCAUAAUUGCAGUCCUGGAAUUCAACCAGUGGUUCACCAAGCUCGCCACUAAGGACUACAAGCUGUCUACAGAUGUUUGUGAGCAGAUCCUCAGAGUGGUGUCUCGCUCUAGUCGACUUGAGGAGUUGGUGCUGGAUAGCGCAGGGAUCAAAACUGAUUUUGCGCAGAAACUCGCUGCUGCCCUUUCACACAACCACAGCUCAGGACUUACCACCAUCAAUCUCGCCAACAACCCACUGGAGGACAGAGGUAUUUCCUCCCUUGGUGCUCAGUUCUGCAAACUUCGUAUUGGGCUCAAGCAUGUAAACUUCUCUAAAACUUCGAUGUCACCGAAAGGGGUGAACAGCCUUUGUCAGUCACUGAGUGCCAACCCUUCCAUCCCCAGCAGCCUCGUCCAUCUGGACCUCUCAGGGAACAUCCUCAGAGGAGAUGACAUGCAGCAUUUCUACAAUUUCCUGAGCCAGCCCAACCGACUGGUAACCCUUGAUCUUUCCAAUACGGACUGCUCACUGGACCAAGUUUGUUCCGCUCUCUUACGAGGCUCAGCCCAGCAUCUGUCUGUCCUCAAUGUAUCAAAGAGUGUCUUUCCUCACAGGAAAGGCAAAGAGGUACCACCAUCGUUCAAACACUUCUUCAGCAGCGCAAUGUCUCUCAGCUCCAUCAACGUGUCAGGAACAAAGCUGGCGCCAGAUGUCCUCAAAGCUCUCCUGCUUGGACUGGCUAGCAACCCUCAUGUGAAGGAUGUGUCUCUAGAUCUCAGCUGUUGUGAGUUGCGCUCUGGAGGGUCCCAGAUACUCGAAGGGUGUAUUGCUGAGAUCCCAAACAUCUCUAGUCUGGAUAUCUCUGACAAUAGCUUGGACUCUGAUUUGUCAACAUUGCUGAUAUGGUUGGCCAAAAACCGAUCCAUAAGGCACUUGUCUUUGGGCAAGAACUUCAACAACAUCAAAUCCAAAAACCUUGCCCCAGUGUUGGACAGCCUGGUUCACAUGAUCCAGGAGGAAGAAUCACCCCUCACCUCUUUAUCUUUAGCCGACUCCCGAUUGAAGAGCGAUCUCACUAUCGUUUUGAAUGCGCUCGGAAGCAACACGUCACUCACCAGGCUCGACAUCAGCGGUAAUGCAAUGGGCGAUAUGGGGGCCAAAAUGUUGGCAAAGGCGCUGCAGAUUAACUCUAAACUCAGGACAGUGAUCUGGGACAAAAACAAUACUGGUCCUCAGGGUCUACAGGAUGUAGCAACAGCUCUGGAGAAGAACUUCACUAUCCGCUUCAUGCCCAUCCCCAUCAUUGAUGCCUCUCAGGCUUUGAAAGCGAGCCCAGAGAAGACUGAGGACGCCUUGCUCAAGAUUGAAAACUAUCUGUACAGGAACCAUGAAACCAGGAAAUACCAGCAAGAGCAGGCCUAUCGGCUUCAACAGGGUAUUGUCACCACAACCACACAGCAGAUGAUGGACCGGAUAUGUGUGAAGGUGCAGGACCACCUCAACUCUCUAAGGAACUCAGAGACUGACGCUAUCCUUGAAGAUGUCAGAUCAGCUGAAAGCCUGAUCAAAGACGCUAGAAACUCAAAAACGCUCCUUCCGAAUCUCUACCACCUGGGCUCAGCCUCUCGAGAGGAGGUGCACCGUGCUUCAGUAGGACCCAUUCAGGAGAAAUUGGAGUCAAUGGCAGGCGAGGUGACAUCUGUCAUGGACCAACAGCUGCAGAGCCUGUUGGAGUCUAUGAUGGACACAGCAGAGUCUCUGUGUCCUCAUGUGAUGAAAAGGAGUAAUCUGCGCUCAGAUCUCAUAAAGGCCAGCGCAACCAAGAUGGUGGUCCCCAAGAGUUUUGUCACUAAAACACUCCUUGAGCAGUCUGGUAUUGACAUCAUCAACAAAAUUAGUGAGGUGAAGCUGAGUCUUGCCUCCUUCCUGUCCGAUCGUAUCGUUGACGAGAUAUUGGAAGCUCUCUCCACCUCACAACACACUUUGGCAGACCAUUUAGUGUGCAGAGGGCGCCCCUUGGUGCAGCAAGAGUCGGUAGACAUGGACAUUCACGAGGAGAGGAUUCCUAAACGGGCAUCCACUGAGAUUCUGGAAGGCGAGCGGUUGGACGAACUGGAGUCAUGCAUGAUGACUCCAAAGACAAAGAGGAAAAGCAUUCACAGUAGAAUGUUGAGACCUGUGUCCCGUGCCUUUGAGAUGGAGUUUGACCUAGACAAGGCACUGGAGGACGUCCCAGUGCAUGUGGAGGAUACGCCGCCGCCAUCCCACACUCCAGCUCCUCAGCCCUUACCAAAAGGGGAGCAGCGUCUGCCAGGAGGGAUAUUAGCGCUUCCGUCCGAAGAGGAGAAAAAGCUACAACACUUCACGAAACUAAGACCCCGCCGAAACAAGAAAAUGCACUCCAGCAAAACACCGCAAAUGAGCAGCACUGCACCUCAGGACGGGGAGCAGAAUGGCCUCAUGGGGAGGGUGGAUGAGGGGGUUGAUGAAUUUUUCUCCAAAAGAGUUACCAAGAUGGAUUCAAAACGUUCAAUGAAGAGCUCUGAAUCUCAUGAUGGUGAGAAGAAGAAGAGCAAAGGAGGCUUCCUCAACCUAAUCAAACGCUCUUCAAAAUCUGAUAAAUCAGAAAAGUUAGAGAAAAAUCAGGUAACGCCUUCAUCGCUGGCUACGUCUUCAGGAUCUUUAGUGUCAGUUUCCAGCAUUGCUGAGGAACCCUCCUCUCCAAAGGCAGCAGUAAAGAGUCCAGCACCAGAGCCAAAGUCCAGGGAUUCGUCCAGUCGCUCACAGCCUGGAGAUUACAGCAGUGGCUCAGAACGUUCAGAGGAGCUGAGGACGCCUGACUCCAUAGACGAACCUUGGGAGGGCUCAGACGGCCGAGGGAGUCCUCAAGGGGGGCGGCGGUACCCUGGCAUGCAGAUGAUGGGAGGCGGACUCCUAGCGGAGAUGAAAGCCAAGCAGGAGAGGAGAGCACAUAAGUCCUCCAGCCCUGACAGACCUGACAACAAUGGCACAGGUUCUCCAGAGAAGACCUCAGCUCGUGUUGAAACAAAGCCUGAUCCCGCUCCUCGUCCCCGUGCUCCGUCCUCCUCAGGCUCCACCGGGGUGCCUGUGAGUCCUAAACCAGCAAUGCCACUGGGAGCCAAACCUGCCCUGUCUUCCCGGCCCUCCCUGCCUCAGAAACCAAGGACCAACAGCAGUCGGAGCAUAGAAGAGUCCUCAGAUGCCCCCAAUGGAGGAAGGGUGUCUCCUAAAAUGAAUGCUCUCUCAUCGCUGAAGAAGAUCUUACCUGAGAAAGACAAGGAGGGCCAAAACAGUCUGCCGCUGGGAGCUUCUGCUAAUAAAACCACUCAGGAAGGGAGGAAAGCAUCCACGUCCGACCCAACUCAACGCUCCAGCCAUCAGCGCACCAACUCGGAUGACCACAGUCCCUUCAAGGCCAAAGGGUCGUCUCCGAAUCCAGAAAAAGAAAAAACGGGCAAAAAAGCUUCCAAUCCUGCGGAGGACUCUGACAAAGAAAUUAUUUUAAUAUGAAUUAAUCACAUUUAAUGUAAAAAUGAACCCAUGUGUUUUCAUUUGAAAAUGACUGAAUGGGCAGUUUAAGGAAUACUAGUAUGUAUUUUUGAGUUGUACACCAAGAGUACAAAUGAUGUCGUACCUGUUAACAGUUAACAAAAUGUAACAUGUUAAUAUGUUUCAUCACUAAAUAUUUUUUUCGUGCUUUCUGAUUGAUGUCACCUACUAAACCAAAUUUCACUGAGAGCUUCCUUCUUCCUGCUGAGUGUUCCUGUUAUUUCAAGGAAUAAAUAUACUGGUAAUUCAUAGUUUGACCUGACAGAUAAAAACCAUAGAAGAAGAGUCAGAAAAACGCUUUCAGUGGAAAAGCAAGCGAUGGCACGGAACGCUGAUGCGAGGCUUUGGACUAACAUAAUUUAAUGCGAUAUUGUUGCAGUUGCUUGUCUGACAAGAAGUAAACUUAAAAGAUAAAUGACAAUACCACUUAUCGCUGUACUGUACUUGGCAUUUCCUUUGGUUAACAAUUUUUCUAAAUGUUUAAAUUUGUGUGAAAGCUGUUUCUGGAUCAAUUAUGCAACUCAUCUUUUUUACAGGACAAUGCAGGUUGAGCUGAGCUUUUCAGCGCACACAAAUCACACUAAUGUAGCUUACCUGUACUGAACAAUCGUCACCCAGCUAGCCUCACUGGCGUUCUUUUCAAACACCCUUUAGGGGCUUGGCUUACUUGAGCUUUCAAUCAGCAAAGACUUAGCACUGUUAACUAUCAAGAAUUCACACAAAUAUUAUUACCCUUUAACUGCAGGGGAUCCGUCUUAACUGUAUAGGGGGAAAAAGUCAUGUGAUUCUUAGUUUAUGUAUGUUGUGUUGCAUGCCACUUUUUGUCCAGUUGUCCUUCUGACUCUUGGGUUUCGACACACGUUGACUCCAUCCAUUGACACUCAUCUGUAUCCUUCAGGAUUGUUUUACAGUGAGGGCUUUCAAACAUAAUUGACUUGAAUGCAAAGUGUAACAAUGUAAAAUCACCUAGGAAUGAUGCGUUUUGACCUUAGUGCUUAUUGCAUAGCUUGUGGAUGCUUCCCUUGAGAGCACAAAACGUCUUUAAGAACAACACGUUAUUUUUUCACCGCUUUCACUGCAUGUGCUGCAUCAUGCAGUGGAGAUGGAAACAUGAGGUCCACUUUGGAUUGCUACAACAGAAUUUAAAGAAUAAUUCAACUGGGGUUAAAGCACAAGUGACGAAUGAAGGCUAAAAUAAUUGUUGCACAUUUCUCCAGCAGUCUUUUCCUUGUGAAAUGGCUUCUUAAACUCUAAUCAUGCAAAUAAUAUUCCUGUUGUACAUAAUUUCAACGGCCUGAUGCCAAUUUAAUUUAUUUUUUUUGUCCAAAAAGAUAUUAAGUCAGUAGUGCACAGGUUUGCUGCAAAUGGCUGUAACUUUGGCAAGAAUAUCAAAUGACUCCUGAGUGAGUUGAAUGUGUGUGAGACUGCAUGACGUGCACUGUACUGUAUAUAUGUCCCUCCGAGCUUACAUCUGCGAUACGUAAUACAUGCACAUGUAAUAUGGACACUGUGACUUUUUUGCACAUGCCAACUCUUUGUUUUGGUAAAUUUGUUGCUUGUAACAUUUGGUAUAACGUCCACAACAUUCUCUCUCAAAUGUACAUUUGUUUAUAACGCAAUUAUGUAUGCAUUUGUUAUGUGGAUUGAAUCUUAACAUUGAUUUAAAAUGGAGUUCUGCAAAACUCUUACAUUAAUACUGAAGACCUGUUUGCACAACCUCCGUCUUGAUUGAAUUUUGAGAUUAUUGUGUUACUUUCAUUGUUCUGCUGUCUGGUGUCCAUGUCAAAAUUGAUGUUCAUUAAAAUCCUUUUACAGGCUUUACAAUGUAUUAAUUUUUUUCACUCAUUAAUGGAAACUUUUUAGUUGACUUUAGGUAAUAUGUAAUUGAAAGUGAAUUUGUUCUAACUUCCAAGCUCUGAAUUUGUAAACUCUUUUGGGUCAUUCCAGAAUUAAAGGACAUAUGUUUCAAAGUUCUUAUAAAAUAAACCUUUGCUUUUAUAGUUUUCUG
Corythoichthys intestinalis (scribbled pipefish) is the source of this 6756-nucleotide messenger RNA. Its product is annotated as F-actin-uncapping protein LRRC16A-like. Lineage: Eukaryota; Metazoa; Chordata; Actinopteri; Syngnathiformes; Syngnathidae. The record is from RefSeq and is a predicted model, not a curated record. Gene Ontology annotation, molecular function: protein binding. Bases 573 to 4709 code for a protein of 1378 amino acids. The transcript is spliced from 38 exons. Gene Ontology annotation, biological process: cell migration; regulation of Arp2/3 complex-mediated actin nucleation. Gene Ontology annotation, cellular component: lamellipodium; plasma membrane.